AUGGAACUACUAAAAUCUCUAGAACAUUCUCGGGCAAUCCAAGAAAAUGUGAAUAUUAAUCCUCAAUGGUUAGCUGGUUUUAUCGAGGCCGAAGGGCAUUUUCACGGUAAAGCUGGACAACAACCACAUUUUUCUAUUUCUCAGCACCCAGCUGAUUUUAAAUUAAUGGAAUCUAUUUCUAAAUAUUUUGAUCACGGUAAAGUACGACUAUCUGUAAGACCAGAUGGAAGAUCUGAAGCCGUGUAUACAAUUUAUUCGAAAGAUGUUCUUGAGAAUAAGAUUAUUCCUCUUUGUUCCGAAAAUUUCAUUUCUACGAACAAAUCUCUACAAUUCAGAGAAUGGACUAAAGCACAUUUCCCUAAUUAUCAAUCGAUCGCGUUACCUGAUCCUAACAAAAAAAUUGACCCUAAUUGGUUAGUUGGGUUUGUGGAUGGUGACGGAUCUUUUUAUAGUUUAAUCCACAAAACAAAAGAUUACAAAAUUGGAUAUCAAGUACAAACGGUAUUUGAUAUUGCUCAAUUAGAUUCUGAACGAGGUUUAUUAACAAGAAUUGGAGAUCAAUUUUUUGGUUCAACUCAAACAUGGGCUAAAUCUAAAGAUACUCAGCAUUUAAGAAUUAUGAGUAAAAAUGGUUUAGUAAAUUAUGUAGAACCAUUUUUUGAUGAAAAUAAACUUUUAACUCGGAAAGAAUAUGACUUUUUAUUGUGGAAAGAAAUGUUAAAGACAAUUAAAAAUAAAGAACAUACGACUUUAUCUGGUUUAGAAAAAAUCAAAGAGCUUAGAGAUUUACAGAAUUUCUAUAGAUCUAAUAUUUCUUCUGAUAUCCAAAAAUUAAUUGACAUAAUAAUUAAAUAA
This is a messenger RNA of Auanema sp. JU1783, 855 nucleotides long. The record is from the annotation of a GenBank genome assembly. NCBI's taxonomy places the organism in Eukaryota, Metazoa, Nematoda, Chromadorea, Rhabditida, Rhabditidae.